Molecule: messenger RNA, 1908 nt
Organism: Oncorhynchus keta (chum salmon)
Lineage: Eukaryota; Metazoa; Chordata; Actinopteri; Salmoniformes; Salmonidae
Product: cytokine-inducible SH2-containing protein-like
Exons: 4
Coding region: 848-1459 (203 amino acids)
Biological process (GO): phosphatidylinositol phosphate biosynthetic process; intracellular signal transduction
Cellular component (GO): phosphatidylinositol 3-kinase complex
Molecular function (GO): 1-phosphatidylinositol-3-kinase regulator activity
Source: RefSeq, a predicted model, not a curated record
AGCAGAGCAACAAGCGUAGCAAUACCGCAAGGCUAUGACAUGACUAUGAGGAAUUUAGACUCGUCACUAGGAAUGAUCAAUUUGUUUGUUUUUUGACACUGGCAUUCACUGUAAUAUAAUUCAAAAAAUUAAAUGUGAAGGUUUGGACUGGAGUUUGCAAACUAUAACCGGGUCGGUGGCAGCUCAGCAUGACGUCAGAGGCGCUGGUGUGCUGGACAGUUCUCAGAAUAUAAUUCUUGGAAUUGGCGAAUUUUAAAAGCCAAACCCACAGACUUUCCUUCACACGCUUAGAACCCAUUCUAGUGGCAACACUCAUCGCACUGCUGCUCUGUAUUCUAUUUGUCUAAAUUAUACAUUUAUUAUAUUGCUUUUGAAUUAGUUAAUUACAGACCGUCUAUUAACAUAUGGGAUAUUCGGACACAAGUUCUCUAUUCACUGAACAGAUGCGUGGGACAUUCAGAACAAAAUAAACACAUUCCUUUGUUUCGACCGGCUUUAUUUUCGUAAAACCGCUAUGGAAUUAGACUAGUAUGGGAUAUUGAAGACUCACCAUCAUGAUUCUUUGUGUUCAGAGGCACAAGUGCAAACUUCGGAGUAGGCCAUUCAAAGAGAUACAAAGAGGUGCCUUCUGAUGUCAUCGGCCUUUCUCCCCACUCCCACUUGUGCCAUGUCAGAGGACACCUGGACCGCCUAUUGAGAUCUGUAUUUUGUUAAGUAAAGUAGGUAAUAAAUUAGCUGAAAAGGAGACUCGACUAAAACUCCUCCCCAGAUAAAAGUUUGCCACUGGAGAGAAUGCUCAAGCCCUAGACCACUGCUGUCUGGUACACCCACAGAGGGCCACCUAGGAAUGAGGACAGGGAGCGUCUCCUCCCCUCACUGCAUUCACAGCACCUCUCCGCAGUGGGACCCCACUAAAGACCUGCGCACCAUCACCAACAACACAUUCUACCUUGAUACCUCAGGCUGGUACUGGGGAGCCAUCACAGCAGGUCAGGCCCAUGAAGCUCUGCAGGCAGCGUCAGAAGGGGCCUUUCUGAUUCGAGACAGCAGCCAUCCCCUGUACAUGCUGACCCUGUCUGUUAGGACUGCCCGUGGCCCCACCAGUAUACGCAUCCAGUACAGUGGAGCCCGGUUUCUGCUAGACUCCAGCUCGCCAGCCCGACCCAGCCUUCUGUCCUUCCCUGAUGUGCCGAGCAUGGUGCAGUACUAUGUGGGACCAGGGAGGAAGGUGCAGCAGGGGAAGGUGGAGGAAACUCAUGGUGGCAAGCCUGCCCAGAGGACAGUUCAGGAGAGCACAGUACUGCUGAAGCUCAAGCGGGCCCUGCACAAGCCCCAGGCCUUCCCCUCCCUACAGCACCUUGCACGCCUCACCAUCAACUGCAGCACAGACUGUCCUGACCAACUGCCUCUGCCACGCCCACUGGUGCGCUUCCUGCAAGACUACCCGUUCCAGGUAUGAGGGUCCUGUGAUCUGCACCCCUGUGGAGGGCAGAGCUGAAUUAAACAAAACCGUUCAAAUAAAUCUCGAGGAGCGCUGUCAGAAAUUGGUCCCUGUCAGCUGGAAACCUCAUCACUGCACUGGUCAGUAAUAAUGCCACAUCGGACACAUGGUUGGUCAUGAGACCAUGUCUGGGAAAGAACCUUUCAGAAAAUGGUGUCUCGUUAUUGUAUUUCUCAGAGGGGGAAGUGGAGUUCUGCGAACUCCGCCGCAUGAGGUUCACUGGAAAACAAAACGUGGUGCGAACUGUAGUGUAGCCCCGUGCUAUGAGGGAUAUGCUCCCCACCCUCUUGCUGUGGCAGUGAAUUGUUUUCCAGUGAGAUGCAUUUUCAAUGUUUUAUUUUGGACAUUUUUUACCCCCCCGACUCUGUACAUAUCCCUUUUUCUAUAAAAAAUAAUCUUCAACAUGA